CGGCCGCGUCUGCAGCGCGAAAGGGCACCUCCAGGGGCCCGGCCAGGCCAAUCGGCAGCCGCCGGGAGAACGCGGAAGGGCCCGCCCGCUAGUGAUGUUCAGGGGCCCGGGGUUGGUGGCGUAUCAGCCGCCUCCUGGUCCCCUUCCGGUUGCCUGGGGAUGUCCGGCCUUGGCGCUGGCCCUGCGGCCAUUUUGAGCUGGGUUCGUCCUCGCGCCGUCUGCUGGGCGCGCAGCCCUUCCGGGAGCGCGGUGUGAGGGGCUUUUGAACGGCCGGCCCUGGGUGGGGGAGUGGAGCUGCCACCGCGAGAGGCCUCUGUAUGGUGAGGAGGCCUCGAGCGGAUUAGGACGCGGCCUUCCCGCCGGGAUGGGUAUCGCCGUCACUGCGGCCGCCGAGUUCUGCGCCGGCAUUUCCGGACUGCGAUCCGCUGCCUUCUGCCGAGGCCGCCGCCCUCUGUGGCUCUGCUGCCGCCCCAGGGACCGCUGUGUGGCGCCGACUCCGCCGCGAGGCCGGGCCCGGAGCUUGUAGGCCUCCCCGGACCCCGUCCGAGCUCCAGCUGCCAGCCCGCGCACCUCGCUGAGACGCUGCCAAGAGCAGGGGCGAUGGAGCCCGGAGCCAACCUGCCGCGGGCACGGGCGGGCACCCCGCUCCGGCUGUCCUUCUUCCCUCGGCGCUCGCCACCAGGCAUUGCCGCAGAGCACCCCGGGGACCCCAAACCGGGUUCCUGCCCCCGGCCUGAGGCUCGGACUAGCUACUGGACGAAGCUGCUUCCCCAGUUCUUCGCGCCGCUCCCCAGCCUGCUUCAGAAGCUGGUGAUUUGGAGCCAGCUUUUCGGUGAGAUGAUCCCGACCAGAUGGCUAGAUUUCGCUGGCGGCUACGGCGCCCGGAGAUCCCUGAGGGGUCGGGAGAAACCGGCCGCCCCCGCGUUGCACAAGUCUCCGAGUUGGGUUCCGCAGGACCCUUCGGUCGCCCCAGCUGCCAGUCUUCUGGACUGGCUAGAGGAGGGGAUCCCCUGGCAGUGCUCGUCCCUCGAUCUAAAAGCCAAGGGAAGAGCCUUGGACCCUGCGGCCCACGCUCUUCUCCUUGAGCAGCAGCUGUGGGGAGGGCAGCUGUUGCCAAGUAGCCUUCAAACCCGGCUGUUCUCCGACUGGGAACUUGGCCAGUCUUCCUCCGGGCCUCGAAGCAUUAAUCGCUUAAGCAACUUAAACGCUGACUCCUAUUUGCUGAACCCCUCUUAUCUGGACUGCCUUCCCCGGGUAGAACUUAGCUACAAGAACGUCAUCGGAAGUGGCAAGCUAGUUGAUUUCCAAACUGGAAGCCCCGAGAGCAGCUGUCUGCCUGAGGACCAUUCUCAUCCCCAGCCACUGAAUGCAGAGAUCACUUGCUCCUCCUGGCAGGGAUGUCCGCCUCCUUCAAGAGAAGGCCUGCCAGAAAUUCACCAUGUUCGCAUGAAACGUCUGGAAUUCCUUCAGCAGGCUAGCAAUGGGCAAGCGUUACCUACCCCCGACCAAGAUCUUGGCUACCAUAGCCUGGAGGAGGAACACAACCUUCAGGGAAUGGAUCCGACGCCGGGCAGAGGUAGCCCCACAGAGUGUGUUCCCCCUGCUGGAGCCAUUCCCGGAACGGCCCAGGAGCCCUCGGAAGAAAAACUAGAAUUGACUAAAGAGGUGGUUCUUGCUUUGGAACAACAGGCCCCUUUGGAAAGCUGUCCAUCUUGCGAGGUACCUAUGGAAAGAGAGCCUGGGGAAGACCAAAUAAGUGUAGUUGACUUCUCAGACAUAGAAGACGACCUUCCCAUUUCUGCCAGACCAGCCUGUAGUAACAAACUGAUAGAUUACAUUUUGGGAGGUGCACCCAGUGACCUUGAAACCAGUUCUGAUUCAGAAGGUGAGGACUGGAAUGAGGACGCUGAGGAUGAUGGUUUUGAUAGUGAUAGCUCACUGUCAGGAUCAGACCUUGAACAGGACUCUGAAGGGCUUCACCUUUGGAACUCUUUCUACAGUGUAGAUCCUUAUAAUCCCCAAAACUUUACAGCAGCCAUUCAGACUGCUGCCAGAAUUGUUCCUGGAGAGCCUUCUGAUUCAGAGAAGGAUUUGUCUGACAAGUCUGAUCUAGAGAAUUCUCUCCAGACUGGAAGCCUUCCUGAGUCUCCUGAUCCUAAUUCUGGGGCGGAAGAUGACUGGGAGUCUAGUGCAGAUGAAGCAGAGAGUCUCAAGCUGUGGAACUCUUUCUGUAAUUCGGAUGACCCCUACAACCUUUUAAAUUUUAAGGCUCCUUUUCAAACAUCAGGGAAAAGUGGGAAAGGCUGUCCUGACUCAGAGACACCACUUGAGCCCAUUGUGGCCAUUUCUGAGUGUCACUCCCUACUUUCCUGUAAGGUGCAACUGUUAGAGAGCCGAGACAGUGAAUGUCCAGACUUGGUACAGGGUGGGGUUCUUUCUGGAGAAAAACAUGCGCAUAUCAAGAAAAAAAAGGUAACCUUCCUUGAAGAAGUUACUGAGUAUUAUGUAAGUGGUGAUGAGGAUCGCAAAGGACCAUGGGAAGAAUUUGCACGGGAUGGAUGCAGGUUCCAGAAACGGAUUCAAGAAACAGAAGACGCUAUUGGAUACUGCUUGACAUUUGAGCACAGAGAAAGAAUGUUUCAUAGACUCCAGGAAACAUGCUUCAAAGGACUUGAUGUUUUCAAGCCACGUUCAGAUGACUUAAUAGCCUGUGGCCCUCGAAUACACUAAUUCCCACUUCAGAGGUUUCUUUUAAAACAAAAGUUGGCAGCUGUCCUUUGACUUCUUUUUUUAGAGGGUAUGUAACUUGGGUCCAGCAACCUUGUUUAAUAUUGUUUUGUAACAUAGCCCACUCAGAAAUGUCCAGAUUUGAAGCCAAGCCUUGAUAAUGAAGGGUGAGGUGAUGUGACUUCUAACCCUCCCUUGUUUGUUUAUCUGGUCAGAUGUGAUUUUGGAUGUUGCUUGCUUGUUGAGGUGAAAAGGGAACCUUUUAAGGUAUAACUUUUAAGGUAUAACUUACUUUCUUGGGAAACAAUUUAGGGUUCAAAGCCCAUUUUCCGUUUUAAUUUAAAUUAUGUGUACCUGUCUAAAAACUUAGGGCUCUUUUUGUUUCUUCCCUUCAGCAUAUCCCCCCCCCCCAGUUGUAUUUUUUCCCAUUGAUUCCAGAGAGAGGAAGGG
Molecule: messenger RNA, 3177 nt
Organism: Miniopterus natalensis
Lineage: Eukaryota; Metazoa; Chordata; Mammalia; Chiroptera; Miniopteridae
Gene: PPP1R15B
Product: protein phosphatase 1 regulatory subunit 15B
Biological process (GO): response to endoplasmic reticulum stress
Cellular component (GO): protein phosphatase type 1 complex; endoplasmic reticulum
Molecular function (GO): protein phosphatase regulator activity
Source: RefSeq, a predicted model, not a curated record